Molecule: messenger RNA, 1086 nt
Organism: Hydatigera taeniaeformis
Lineage: Eukaryota; Metazoa; Platyhelminthes; Cestoda; Cyclophyllidea; Taeniidae
Source: the annotation of a GenBank genome assembly
AUGUCAUUCUUUGGAACCGGAAAAAGUAUCUUCGAGUCUACAGCAAAUAGUUCAACUGGACAAGCGAAAAAAGACAUCGAGGUGUCUUCGCCUCCAUCUGAUACUGUAUCCUGCCUGCGGUUCUCACCUGCAACUGCAAGUUCGCCAAAUGCUUACCUUGCAGGAUCUAGCUGGGACAACCGUGUUCGUGUGUGGGAAGUAGCCUCUAAUGGAACUUCAACUCCAAAAGCUGAACAAAUGCAUCAAGGUCCUGUGCUUAGUUUGUGUUGGAGCAAUGAUGGAACACGGAUAUUUUCGGUUGGAGCUGACAAAUGCGCUCAGAUGUGGGACUUAGCGUCGAAUCAAUUCGUUCAAGUCGGCGCCCAUGAUGCACCGAUAAAAACGGUUCAUUUUAUUUCAUCACCCAGUUAUACGUGCAUAAUGACUGGAGGAUGGGACAAAAAACUUAGGUUUUGGGACAUGCGCCAGGCAACACCUAUGUCAAGUCUCGACCUUAGUGAGCGUGUUUAUUGUGCUGACGUAGUGUAUCCCGUUGGUGUUGUUGGGUGCGCUGGUCGACAGCUAAUUGUUUACACUCUAGAGAAAGGUCCAGAGGUUGCUGCCCAAAUCGAAUCACCGCUGUCGUAUCAGAACAGGUGCAUUGCCAUUUUUCUGGACAAGCAAAAACAAUCUCCCACGGGCUUUGCACUUGGUAGCAUUGAAGGCCGUGUUGCCAUUCAGUAUUUUCAACCCAGUGCACCUCGCGACAACUUCACUUUCAAAUGCCAUCGUUCUCCCACUCCGGUUAAUGGGUACUACGAAAUAUUUCCCGUCAACGAUGUGGCCUUCCACCCUUUGUAUGGAACACUUGCAACUGUCGGUUCGGAUGGGCGAUAUGCAUUUUGGGACAAAGACGCUAGGACUAAGCUGCGAGGGCUUGAUAAUGCAGAAAUGCCUAUAACUACCUGUACAAUUGAUCGAAGUGGAAAUUUAUUUGCCUACGCUUGUGGAUACGACUGGUUUAAGGGUCAUGAAUUCGCUGACCCUAGCAAACCACCGAAAAUUUGUAUACGGCAAGUUUUGGAUGAAAUGAAGCCUUCUAAAUAG